GACUGUUCUGCUUUCGUCUCGUCGAUGCUGGCCAAUCAGACACCUCUAAAGCGAGACACCGCCAAGAUCAGAUUGUGAGACGCGCUGCUGUAGCAAGGCUAACCGAAAGCGGAUAGAAAGGGCUAACAAACAAGUUGCUAACUUGCGAAGUGCACCGGGGUCUGAAGAGUGAAGAAUAGAAGUAAAAUUUUCUUUCUAGCCUGAAGCUCAACUCUUCCGGUCCUUUGGGAUCAUGGCUAAAGAUGCUGGUCUGAUUGAAACAAAUGGAGAGCUGAAGGUUUUCAUCGAUCAGAAUCUGAGCCCCAGCAAAGGUGUCCUAUCUUUGGUUACUGUCCAGCCUACAGCUGCCCCUGUGGCCAAACAGCUACUACCCAAAACCCUAGGGCCAUCCAAUGUGAAUGUUGCUGCACACAUGCAACAUGUGCCACACAUGGUGAUUGGAACACCUCAGAGGCCCACAGUAUCAAAUACCAUUUUGGUAAACAGUCCACAUACACCAAGUUCACAGUUCCUCGCUCAGAGUCAACCAUCUGAUGCGUCUCCCUGGUCAUCAGGAAAGCGUGGUAAGAAAGGGGAAAAGAAUGGGAAGGGUUUGAGACAUUUCUCAAUGAAAGUCUGUGAGAAGGUGCAGAAGAAAGGAGUAACCACCUACAAUGAAGUGGCAGAUGAACUGGUUGCAGAAUUUAGCUCUUCAGACAACCACAUGUCACCCAAUGACUCGCAUGUGUAUGACCAGAAGAACAUUCGGCGGCGUGUGUACGAUGCACUUAAUGUGCUCAUGGCCAUGAACAUUAUCUCUAAAGAGAAAAAAGAAAUCAAGUGGAUUGGCCUGCCCACCAACUCAGCACAGGAGUGCCAAAACCUAGAGGUGGAAAGACAAAGGCGGCUGGAGAGGAUUAAGCAGAAACAAUCACAGCUUCAGGAACUCAUACUGCAGCAAAUAGCUUUUAAGAACCUGGUUCAGCGGAACAGACAGACAGAGCAGCAGGCAAACAGACCUCCACCUCCCAACUCCAUCAUCCACCUUCCCUUUAUUAUUGUCAACACCAGCAAGAAAACUGUCAUCGACUGCAGCAUCUCCAAUGACAAGUUCGAGUAUUUGUUCAAUUUCGACAGCAUGUUUGAGAUCCACGAUGACAUUGAGGUGCUGAAACGUAUGGGCAUGGCCUGUGGUUUGGAGGUGGGAAAGUGUUCUCCAGAAGAUCUGAAGGUUGCACGUAACCUGGUGCCCAAAGCUCUGGAGCCUUACGUCAUAGAGAUGGCAAAGGGUCCCAUCAGUAACGUAUACAUCACUGGAGGAUCCUCAGCUAAUGGAGCCCGUUACCCUGCGAGCAGUGAUGGCUGCACUGAUGGCACCAUGGCCUCCAGCUCGAAUGACUCUCACUACAGCGGGUCUCGUGUGGAGACUCCUGUGUCGUACAUGGGGGAUGAUGACGAUGAGGACGAAUACGAUGAGAACGACGAUGAAGACUAAACCUGUCUAUGCCUCGCCGCUCCAACAAGCACAGCCCUUCAAACCACCUUCACCGUGGGAAUUUAGUCCCCCUUUGUGUGUGCUUCUUCAACCUUUUCCCCCCCUGUUUCCCAUGCCUGUAUUUCUGUCUGGCUUUCUCAGGGGUGUAGAUGAAAAUUGAACAGAGGUGUAUCUCGCACCCACCUUUUUCUGCUCCUGAAUCACGUGCACCUGCACUACAGCUCUGGGGGAGGUGUCGUCCAAGGGAACUGUGGUCUGUGGCCCACCACCACACUCAAGUCUUUGUAUGUCUAAUCCACUCCUCAAUAAGCCAUCCCACUAAAAAACCCUCUGUAAAACCUACUGCUGUUGGAGAAUGUAUAAUGUACUUGUUUGAAUAGUUAUUCCUAUUAUUUUGCAAUUACAUAUGGCAGACAUGAUGAUGAUCAAAAUGUUCCAAGGUGGCCAAAGUGUCUGCUCAACAUGCUGUGUUAGUGCAACACCAUGGAUUCUGAAUGGCCUAAUACAGUUGCCAUGGCAUCUCAGGAUGGGGCUCCAUCAGAUGUGUUGAUACUUUUUUGUUUUGUGUUCUGGGCAAUAAUUUGAAAUAGUUUCUUAUCCCCCAUUGUGUUGGACUGGCUUCCUUCUGUUCUGUAGGCAGCUGCUUUCCUGAUCUUGUUUGCUAGUUAUGUUUUUUUGUAUUUCCGGAGUUGAGGAAUUCUCCAUCACCGCCCUGUUAACGCCUUGGUAGUGUUUACAAAAUAAUGGCACCAGCAAGGUAAGGACUUUCAUAACCCAGGCUCCUGAUAGGUAAAUAAGCUUUGUUUGUUUAACUACGUAUAUGAAUCCUACAACGAUUGUAGCUUAUAGUAUCCUUUAGAGGCCAGUGGUAAAGAUAGACCUUCAAAAAUUGAUGUAACAAAAUGUGUGGUUGUGUAGGUCUUGAUGUGCUCCUUCAAAGAUCUCCCUUUUAAAACUGAGCAACACAUGUACUGACUCUUCCAAAUACUUUUUCUGUAAUCUAAUAUAAGUUUGCAAAUUAAAUAUAGAUUGUUUUAAUAAGUUUGUAUCUAUAAUUGAUGCAAGUUUAUUGUUGCAACAAAAAGUUGACCUAUUUGUGUCUGGCCAGGAACAAAUUGUCUAUUGCUCAAAUUACGAACAAGUCAAACAGGCAACACUUAAUACCUCAAAAUAUAUAUAUUUAUAUUUUUCUUUACCAUGUCAAAGAUGAAGGCUUCUUGUAAUCUGUAUUCCUCAAACAACCCAUUGACAAAAAUUAGUGGGAAAGGUGGGUUUGGGGAGGUGUCUGCUAGUCAGAGGAAAGCCUCAGGGAAACUGCAUGCUCGAAGCUCAAGAACAGGAUGCGAGGUGAGGACAACCAAUUAAAUGCUACCAUAGUUUAAUUUCUUUUUGCAUUUUUCAUAUAGACGUGGAUUUACAAGGGUCACCGCUGACAUUGACAUGUGCCUAUUUUAAUGAGGUGUGUCCAAAUGUUUUUGACAUGGAGAAGCGAUAAGGGCCAAAAUGUAGCACAUGCUGCAGGCACUGGAUAAUGGAGGUUUUUCCAGUGUCUGCUGUUGUGGUCUGACUGAUCCUGAAGUAGCAGGACAUGUCGGUACAAGUCGUUUCAUCUCUUUGUUUCCUGUAAAAAAUCUCUUGCUAAAAUUCAUUGAAAUACAUUGUAAAUGAUAAGUUUACAUUUUUAAUCACAUAAUUUAUCUUAAAGAAACUCAGAUCACUUUUACUUGCAGAGUGUAUUUACAGGUGUUCGUGGACAGUUGCUUGUAGCUCCAAAUUCCAAUUGAAAUUGCCUCAAGUGACGGCAGUUGACUCUUAUCAGUUGGAGCUGCAGACUACAACAAAAAGCAAACAGGAACAGUUAGCUGGAGCUCAACUCACCUCUGCUAGAGGUUAGAUGCUCGAGGCUACAUUAGCUGCCACUAGCAUAACACUUGAAUCUCUGACCAAACUUAGCAGUGGAGUUGUAUUGUAAUGUAGGCACCAGGUUUUAAUAGGGAAAAAGAAUACAUGGAAUAAUAAAGACAGCAUCUCUGGUUCUGCUGCUUGAUUUUUGAUUUUUUUUUUUUUUUUUUUUUUUUACUGUCUCUUGUGAGUCUGAUGAUGUUAUAGGCAACAAUACUGACAUGCUCAUGAACAUUGAAAGUGGUAUUGGUCACUGUAAUCAUUCAUCGUCCAUACUGGGUGUAACAUCUUGGUGUGAUUUCAGUGUGAGUGAUGGGGGAUGAAAUUCAGUCAUUCUGUGUUGAAAUGCAUUCAGAAGUUUAAUUGAAGUUAACAUGAGGCUUAAGGUAGUCGGUUCAACUGGGAAUUCUCUAAGAUUUGUUGUUUUUAAGCAGCGACUUGAUAUCAAAAGGGCUAAACUGUGGAAGACACUUGAUUUUGUCAAACCCGGACUGCUGCAGUCUCAUACUGGCUUGCAUUGAAUUUGCUUACGGCGAGCAGUAAUCCUUUCAAUGGACAUACGGGCAUAUCAGAAUAAAGACAUGAAAAAAAUUGAA
This is a messenger RNA of Seriola aureovittata, 3972 nucleotides long. RefSeq names its product transcription factor Dp-1-like. NCBI's taxonomy places the organism in Eukaryota, Metazoa, Chordata, Actinopteri, Carangiformes, Carangidae. The record is from RefSeq and is a predicted model, not a curated record. Bases 233 to 1474 code for a protein of 413 amino acids. The transcript is spliced from 12 exons. Gene Ontology annotation, biological process: regulation of transcription by RNA polymerase II; regulation of cell cycle. Gene Ontology annotation, molecular function: DNA-binding transcription factor activity, RNA polymerase II-specific; RNA polymerase II transcription regulatory region sequence-specific DNA binding. Gene Ontology annotation, cellular component: nucleus; transcription regulator complex.